Molecule: messenger RNA, 12425 nt
Organism: Coregonus sp. 'balchen'
Lineage: Eukaryota; Metazoa; Chordata; Actinopteri; Salmoniformes; Salmonidae
Source: the annotation of a GenBank genome assembly
AAACGUUUAACCGCAUGCCCUCAGAAUUGGGCAAGUGGUGUUACCACACCCUUUCAAUCAUGUCUCAACCAUUACAAGCAGAUUCAACCCUUCUACUGUGUGUUUACAAUAGGUGAUUGGGCAACGCUUCGCUAUCAACAGUGCAAAAAUGUGUCAUGCAGGAUAUGCAGGAGAAUGCAAGGUCAAUGAUGGGAAGUACCACCCAGAUGUGUAUAUAUGGUUCUGCACACACCUCCAGCCAGGUAUAAAAAGAGUAGUAGUGGUGAUCAUUACAUGCAUGUUAAGGCACAGUUAACAAGGUACUACAAACUAUCAACCAAACAGGUAAGGGAACUAAAUGUUUUAUUUUUGAUAACAUGGGAGACAUUUUCAUCAAUCAAAAGAGCACAGAUGUGUGCAUAAAAUACUGUUAAACUUGAUCUACAACGUGAUUUCAUGUUUUAUUUUCUUCAACUAAGUGUAGAAUGAGGAGGCUAUUAUUCAACCAGAGAUCAGUGUUCUGAGUGAUGAAUACAAAGCACACAAUGCAAUUGGUCUUUUCAGUAUUUUGGAUAAUAUGUACAUUGGAUAAGCAUAUUACUCGUGUCUAUUUGAAAUGUUAUGGUUAAUUCGCAAACUGCCAUUUGCUCAUGCAAAAUGUCCCCCUACGUGUGUGUAUGCAUUAACUGUGGCUUUGCAAGUUUGUUAUAGUAUAGUGGAUCAACAUAUAUCAUGCAAGUCUUAAUGUUUGCAGAAAGGUUUGCACAAAAUAUUUGUAGAAAUGUUUGCACCGUCUACAUUGAAUGAAAUGUUGUUUGCUGUGCAGUCUCAGUGAGUGCAGAUAAGCCUAUCGUAGUGCUGUUGACAUCAUGCAUGCUGCCUAUAUGGACCCCCUGCUUUUCAGAGUCAAAAUGGCAAAAUACAAGGUGACUGUGCACACACACAACAUCGCAACUGCCACCACGAUGAACAACGUCUUCAUCAAGCUGGUUGGCGAAAAUGGAGAGAGCAAGCGCACGUGGCUCACUAGCUUGAAGGGAGGCUUCUAUCAAGGCACGGUAAGUCAGUCAUGUUCCUAUCAGUACUAAGAUAUAUUUCCCUUUAAAGCUAGAAUCCUUAAUUGAAACAAUAACAAAGUGCACACCCCGCCUCUGUUUUGGCAAAAGGCUGAGAGAUGGGCUUGUAGAAAUGUCACCAUUCUCAAAUUCAUAGACUUAGCUAUGGAUGCAAGAACUGACCAUCCAUUAUAUAAACAUGUAUAGUUCUAACCAUGUUUUGUGGCUAUAGCUCAGUGUUUGUUUACAUUUACAUUGUUUUACAAACAUUGGAAUAAAACAAGCUUAUAUGUUAGGUUCUGAUUGGGUACGACAGUUGAACUAAGCUCAUGAGGCAAUUAUAAGUUAUAUUCUUCAAGAAUCUAUGGGUGUAUAUAUAAUUAAUUUAUAAAUCCAAAAAAUUGAUGUAGCAACUAGUGAUUCUACCUUUAAUAAGACUUGCCAUUUGCAUUUUUCAAAUACUGUACUCAAAGCACACACAAUAUAUAUACAUACACAUAUAUUGUAUAUGACAUGAAGUCUUAGUUGCCUUUGUUGGGCCCUUAUGUAAUAAUACUGGUAGUACAGGAUUAGUUAUAUUUGCCUGUGUUAUUUGCUUUCUCACACAGUCCAGGUUCCUCUUUCUCUCUUUCACACACUCUCUCUCUCUUUAUCUCUCUUUCUCUCUUUCACUCUCACUCUCUCUCCCCCCUCCCUUUCUUUCUCUCUCACUCCCUCCCUCCCUCCAUCUCGUUUUCUCAUUCCCUCCAUCUCUCUCUCUCUCUCUCUCUCUCUCUCUCUCUCUCUCUCUCUCUCUCUCUCUCUCUCUCUCUCUCUCUCUCUCCCCUGCUCUCUCUGCAGGCGUCUCGUGAAUUUGACGUGGAGUGCCCCUCCUCCCUCGGCACGCUGGUGCUGAUAGAGCUGGACAAACAGACCCUCCCGUUCUUCCCCCAGGACGCCUGGUUCCCGUCCAAGGUUGUCGUGACGACACCAGAGGGAGACAAAUGCCAGUUCCCCAUCUACCGUUGGAUUAUGGACAAGGAGGUGCACCUGUUCAGAGAGGGCACAGGUCAGCACCGUGUGACGUUAUAAAACGACAUCACAUAGACAUGUUAGAAUGAGCAACGCAUAAAAAAAAAGUGGAUACGUGCAGCCAUUGUGAGGGGCGGGCACUUUCAUUGUGUAUGCACGCUGUCACUAAGUUUUAAAAGCUACUUUGCCUCUUAGGGUCACCGUACAUACAGUAACACAUGCAACACUGCCGCUGAAGUAUUACUGCAAUAAUACAAUGACGUGUGAUUAACGUUUCCACUUGAUUGAUUAUUUUCUAUCUUUUUCAGCUAAAAGACUCUGUGAUGAAACGAAUCAUCUUGCCAGGUACAGCAGGGAAAAAGAGAUGAAGACGAGAACUGAGCAGUACUGGUAGGUGCUGUGGUGUGUGUGUCGUGAUCUUUUGGCCUAGCUGCUCAGUCUGUCCAUUUUAUCUGACCAACCUCCAUAUAUUUCCUGCUCCUCCUCAGCUGGGAUACCUAUAAGGAGGGUUUCCCCGGCAGCAUGAAGUCAGACAACCCUCUGGAUCUUCCUUGCGAGGUCCAAUUCUCCUUCACCAAGGCCACCCAGUUCCUCUUCACUGCCGCCACUGGGUGAGUUCCUCACCUAAGCCAAAUUUAUGCCCGAUUUGAGUACACAACAUGAGAAUGCAAUGUGCUACUCAUAAUGGCUUCCCAAUGUGGUUAUGUGGUGAGUUACAGAAUGAGGAAUUGGCGUGCUCAACUCAAAGGCUUGUAGUAACAAAAAGUAUUUGGGUGCCGAGUUCAAAAGGCAUAGACUAAGGGGAAAAAACGAAAAACCCUCACUCACUAAAAUAUUCUUUACGUUUUAAUGUCUUUUUAGGCAGCACAGGUUGUCAACAAUAGUAGAACAUUGUAUGUAAAUAAUGAAUGUAAAUUCUGAUUGUGAAAAAAGAUUCUACAAUGUUUCAUCAUUUAUAAAUAUGUGUGAAUGCCUAUUUUUCUCCAAAUGCUGACGAAGGCUGUCGCCCAAACGUGUCCGUUUGCUCUGACCUCUCCUGCUUAUAAUUACAUUCAAAUGUAAGAAUAUUUCACUGCGGGUUUGAGCUUUUUUCCUUUGUCCAGUAUGUGGUGAGAUGAACAUUUUGGGCUGCACAUGCUUGCAUAUUUUUGCGACUAUGCAGGACAGCCAUUUUUGCGUAGCUAAUUGAGUUGCGUAUGUCGGGCAUAAUUCAUCCUCUAAGGACAGUUCAAAUAGUACUUCCUGCAGCAGAUCAUCAAAGCUCUUCUAAAGUACGCCAUUCAUUUAUAUUGUUUGGGAUAAUGCCUGGGUUUUGAAUUUGCUCUGUGAAACCCUAUUGGCUCAGCUUGACAUAGUUCCUUGUCUCCCAUUCUGUAGGAUCACUGAGCUGAAACUGAAGGGGUAUUCUGACAGCAAGAAGAACUGGAAAAACAUUGAUGAACUCAGCAAGGUCUUCUGCUGCAAUAGAACAGUCAUCUCGGGUGAGUGCAUUUAACUAGAGCAUUUGCAGUAUUAACUCCAGGGGCCUGUUUAUUAGGUGGUAAACAUUUUGAAACAAAGUGAAACUGGGAAGUAAUACUACUUGAAUAUGUCCAAUAAAAAUAUACAUAUAUACUGAAAACGACCCUUGUUUACUAGGCACCAUACGGAAGAAAACAGACUGAAACAGGGAGGGAAUACCUGUCCAAUAAGAAACGCUUGAUUUUGUUUUCUGUUGAAAAGGUUUUUCUACGGUGUGCACUAAUUAAUACGACCCAGAACAUAUUGCAGUGAAACUCAAUGAAUUUCCUCCUUCCAGACUACGCACAGGCGCACUGGAAGGAAGACGAGUUUUUUGGGUACCAGUAUCUGAACGGUUCCAACCCAAUGUUGAUCCGUCGCUGCUCUGAGUUGCCUGCAAAGUUCCCCGUCACAGAAGACAUGGUCAAGCCCUCUCUUCGUGGAUCGUCCAGCCUCCAAAGGGAAUUGCAGGUACUGUACAGUACGUCAAAAUGGGACUCUUCAGUAAAAUAAAUGUUCACAUGAAUCGUUGAAAGUUGCCUAAAUUAUUGCAGUACCACUUAUAGUAUGAGGGGGCGCUGGACUAGGGGCAGUCCUCUUGGACCUAGAUGACUAUCUUGGAUAUUCACAAUUAUCAAUGGAAGUCAAUAGAGAUCCCUUUCUUAGAUGUCCAGACCUCCACUUUCUUGGACCAUCAGAGGCAUGUACCAGAUUUUUUUUUGGACCUCCAGAUUUAUUUUGUGGAUGUCCAUCCAGUAUGUUCCUCAAUAGCUAGGUUUCCAUCCAAUUGGCGACAGAUUUUCAUGCGAAUAUUCUCAAAUCCGCAUAAAAACAAUAUACACAUUUUCCCACCAGAGAUGUUUCCAUCAAAUUGACCUGUUGCGGAUAAAAGGCUGUGUGUGAUGAUGUAGUGCACAUAAAAAUAAAUUUUGUGGUUAAAUUCCCAAGUGAAAUGGGUUUCCAUUGCAUUUUCAACUCUACUGAUGGUUUUGUCACACAUUUUUUUUCUGUUAUAUAGUGAAUGUUCCCACUCUUGGCACGUGUGCUCUAGCCAACAGCUUGCAGAUACAGUGCAGGUGUAGCCUACAUGAUGAGAUUAUUAUGGACAAAAGAGCAAUAUAAUUUUUAUUUAUCAAUGGCAGCCAAGCAGCAUUGGUCAUCAUGUCACCAGAAAAAGACCCUGGAUAUUUAUUGGAAAGGAGCAUCAAGCUCAUCUCUGUGCACUUUCACUACCCUGUGAAGUUCAUCAUAAUUUACUUCUGUAGUAAAUGUAAUCUGUAGCCUAAUAAAUUGAUGGUUUUCCAGAGUCGUAGUGGGAGGACCACACAACAAAUCGUUGUGUGACUCCAAGUUUACUUAGAUAUAAUGGUUAUUAUAUCAAUUUUUGCGCAUAAAAGCACCAUUCCACCACCAUUUCACGCAUAAUACGUUUUACCGACACAAAAAUAUCCAACCUUCUCUAGCCUAUUUUGUUUUGUCGACAUGCUGAAAGUUUACAGACAAAUGUUCUGUUUCCAUCAGGCCUGUGGUGACCUUUCCUAUCCGACAUGUACUUCACUCGCAUAAAGACGUUGGAGGGAAACCUGGUUCCUGAAAGAAUAAAAAACAUCUAAGAAAGUAAUCCCAGUAUUAUUUUCUUUGAUGUUUUUGUGGGGGAUGGUAACCCUAAAAUCCAAUAAAGUAAUCGCAAACAUAACUUUAUUGGAUAUUUUUUGGGAUAAUCCACGUAAAACACACAGCUACAAUAUCUUGCCCAUUCCAAAACACCAAGAAAGUUAACCGUUAUCCUAACCUGUUGCAUUUUUGCAUUCUAUUCUACAGCAGCUUUUGGAUUUAUUCUCCCAUGUCAUCCUAUCCAAAACAGAGCGGCAACAUAUUCCUGCUUGACUACAAGAACCUGGAUGGAAUAAAGGCAAACGUGAUCAAUAGGAAAAAACAGUACAUGGUGGCUCCUCUGGUCCUGCUCUACAGAACCCCCGAUGACAAACUGAUGCCCAUCGCCAUCCAGGUAAGGUUGAUGUAACUAACGUUGGAGUGUAGACCACAGCCACGGAGACCAUUAGAAGUGAGAGAGCGUGUAAACCCAUCAUGUUUCAAUCUUCCUCAGAGAGCCCACAUACCAGGGGAGGCUGGUGGAGGUAGAAAUGGGGAGGACGGGCUCGUUACUACCGUUCCAUUCUUUACGUUCCAGCCAUUACGACGAGCCCGUCCUCCACAUGUUUCCCUCCACCAGCCUCCACUGUAUCUGACAGUGCCCAAAGAAAAUAUUUUUGAUAGUGUCUUCAAAUGCUUUUAAUUAAUGCACCACUACACACUUAAAAAAUAGGGUUUAUCAAGGGUUCUUUGGGAAGGGUGAUGGUUUUAUGUGAAACCUUUGAGUCCUUCAAUGCUUCUUUGCAGUUCAGAAAAGGGUUCUUUCCUCUUUUAGUGAUAAUUCAAACGUAGGGGAGGGCAGCUCAUAAUUGUUUUGGGGGUGUGGUUUGCUCAAUGCUCUUUUUGAGUGAGAGCAUCAUUCCAGUUUAUCUUAUCUGUUGUGUUAUUGUAACAGUUUUUCUUCCGUCCCUCUCCUCGCCCCUACCUUGGCUUGAACCAGGGACCCUCUGCACACAUCGACAACAGUCACCCUCGAAGCACCGUUACCCGUCGCUCCACAAAACCAGAGCAAGGGAAACAACUACUUCAAGGUCUCAGAGCGAGUGACAUUUCACACCAGUUACAUUAUUAUGCCAUUACAUGUUAAAUAUGACUAUGGCCAGUGAAAGUGUCUUGUGAAAUAAGUAGGGAAUAAUCAACGAGGGGCUAUGCGUUCUCUGGAAAAUAAGGAAUAAUGAGGUGUGUUCCACAACGCGCUAGAAUGCAUAGAGCCCCGAGUUGAUUAGCCCCUGAGUUGAAACCCUUUCAUACCAUGGCUAGGGGCGGCAGGUAGGAGCAUUGGGCCAGUAACCGAAAGGUUGCUGGAUCGAAUCCCAGAGCUGACAAGGUAAAAAUCUCUCAUUCUGCCCCUGAGCAAGGCAGAUAACCCUUUGUUCCCCAGGUGCCAAUGACGUGGAUGUCAAUUAAGGCAGCCCCCCGCACCUCUCUGACUCAUAGGGGUUGGGUUAAAUGCGUAAGACACAUUUCAGUUGAAUGCAUUCAGUUCUCUGUUGUUAUGUACUUGAAAAUGUAUCAAUUGACCAUUUGGGCAUACUUUAUACAAAAUAGUCCAGUAUUGCAAAGUUUCACUGGAUCAAUCUGAAACUUUGCACACACACUGCUUUCAUCUAGUGGCCAGAAUCUAAAUUGGUCCUAAACUGCAAUAUUAUAUUGUGGCCUUUCUCUUGCAUUUCAAAGAUGGAACUUAUUUUUUGGGAAAACGCAUGUUUUUUUGUUUGUAUUAUCUUUUACCAGAUCUAAUGUGUUAUAUACUCCUACAUUUCACAUUUCCACAAACUUCAAAGUGUUUCCUUUCAAAUGGUCCUCUGUAGCUCAAUUGGUAGAGCAUGGCGCUUGUAACGCCAGGGUAGUGGGUUCGAUCCCCGGGACCACCCAUACGUAAAAAUGUAUGCAUGCAUGACUAAGUCGCUUUGGAUAAAAGCGUCUGCUAAAUGGCAUAUUUAUAUUAUUAUAAUUAUAAGAAUAUGCAUCAUAUUCUUGCUUCAGGUCCUGAGCUACAGGCAGUUAGAUUUGGGUUUGUCAUUUUAGGCGAAAAUAGAAAAAAAGGGUCAGAUCCUUUAGAGGUUAAACAGUGAUUAUGUUGCUGUUAGCCAUCUAUGGGGUCCCUAACACUCUAUCUCCCCACAGCUGAAGCAGGAGCCUGGAGAAGACAACCCCAUCUUUCUUCCUACUGACUCUGAGUAUGACUGGCUCCUGGCCAAGAUCUUUGUGAGGAGCGCCGACUUUCAAGAGCACCAGCUCAACGUCCACCUGCUGCGCACUCACCUCCUGGCUGAAGUGUUCGCCGUAGCACUGUUGCGCAACAUGCCCAUGGUGCACCCCCUCUACAAGGUACAUAACACAGCAUAGCAUAACAUAGCAUAACCACGGGAGGUUGGUGGCACCUUAAUUGGGGAGGACGGGCUCGUGGUAAUGGCUGGAGCGGAAAGAGUGGAAUGGUGUCAAAUACAUUUACAUUUACAUUUACGUCAUUUAGCAGACGCUCUUAUCCAGAGCGACUUACAAAUACAUGGUUUCCAUGUGUUUGAUGCCAUUCACUCCAUUCCAGCCAUUAUUAUGAGCCGUCCUCCCCUCAGCAGCCUCCACUGAGCAUAAUAUAGCAUAACAUAAUGUAGCAUAGCAUAGCAUAAUAGUAACAUAGCAUAAUAUAGCAUAACAUAACAUAGCAUAAUAUAACACAAUAUAGCAUAACAUCACAUAAUAUUGCAUGUCCAGUUAAAAAGUAUAGUGCUCCGUGGAUCAAAUCAAAUUUUAUUUGUCACAUGCGCUGAAUACAACAGGUGUUGACCUUACUGUGAAAUGCUUACUUACAAUCCCUUAAUCAACAAUGCAGUUGUAAGAAAAUAGAGUUAAGAAAAUAUUUACUAAAUAAACUAAAGUUUAAAAAAGUAACACAAUAAAAUAACAAUAACGAGGCUGUAUAGAGGGGGUACCGGUACCAAGUCAAUGUGCGAGGGUACAGGUUACUCGAGGUAAUUGAGGUAACUUGUACAUGUAGGUAGGGGUAAAGUGACUAUGCAUAGAUAAUAAACAGCGAGUAGGGGGGGGGGGGGGACAAUGCAUUUAGGUCGGGUGGCCAUUUGAUUAAUUGUUCAGCAGUCUUAUGGCUUGAGGGUAGAAGCCCUUAAGGAGCCUUUUGGACCUAGACUAGGCGCUCCAGUACCGCUUGCCGUGCGGUAGCAGAGAGAAAAGUCUAUGACUUGGGUGACUGGAGUCUUUGACAAUUUUUGGGGCCUUCCUCUGACACUGCCUAGUAUAGAGGUCCUGGAUGGCAGGAAGCUUGGCCCCAGUGAUGUACUGGGCCGUACGCACUACCCACUGUAGCGCCUUACGGUCAGAUGCCGAGCAGUUGCCAUACCAGGCGAUGAUGCAACCGGUCAGGAUGCUCUCGAUGGUGCAGCUGUAGAACAUUUUGAGGAUCUGGGGACCCAUGCCAAAUCUUUUCAGUCUCCUGAAGGGGAAUAGGCAUUGUCGAGCCCCCUUCACAACUGUCUUGGUGUGUUUGCACCAUGAUUGACACAUUGAAGUCUUAUACACUUAUUUCUAAUGUGGUCCUCCAGACUGUCCUUACUAAUGCCAGUUUCUCUCUUGGGAUUGUUGACCAUCCAUCCUUCUCUCCACCCUGGUUUACUGCUUUAGCUUCUGAUUCCACACACCCGCUACACCCUCCAGAUCAACCUCUUGGCCCGGGCAUUUCUGAUAGCUGAUGAAGGAGUUUUCACUAAGGUAGGCUACUGAGUGGACUGUUUCGAUAGAAGUGUGUGGUGUCCAUAUUAGGAAUGACACGUUGGCUUGCUGGGAGGUUCACUAUCUCUCAUAGAACCAGUGUAAUAUUGCAGCUUAGUUAAAGUACAUUAUAACGGAAGUUGUGUCAGAGUCAGCAUACAUUCAGUUGUAUUUUUUUUUUGUGAACCUACAGUACCACCAAGUAACUUAAUAUAUGCCAUUUAGCAGACGCUUUUAUCCACAGCGACUUAGUCAUGCGUGCAUAUAUUUUACGUAUGGGUGGACCCGGGAAUCGAACCCAAUACCCUGGCGUUUCAAGAGCCAUGCUCUACCAACUGAGCUACAAAGGACCACAUCAUACUUGCUGGGAGGUUCACUAUCUCAUAGAACCAGUGUAAUAUUGCAGCUUAGUUAAAGUACAUUAUAACGUUACAUAAUUAUGUAAUCAUGUAACUUUUUAAGUGAGUAUAGGUGUAUAUUUUAUUAAAGCUUUUCCCCUAACCCCUGUAUCAUCGGACGUUGUAGUUUGCCGCUUCGGGCGGAGAGGGGAUGAUUGAGAUCCUGAGGAGAUCUGUGGCCUCAUUGACCUACAGCUCCCUCUGUAUGCCGGAAGACAUCACUGCCCGAGGUCUGGAGUCAGUCCCCAACAACUACUACAGGGAUGAUGGACUCAAGCUGUGGAACAUCAUCCACAGGUAGGCUACGACAGAGCAGACCUACGUGGUGGUAGUACAGUAUAAUCCGCUGGUAGAAUCUACAGUGUGAGCAUAGCUCUACAUAGAUAUGAUAUCUUCUUCCUUUGUUCUUCCGUCUUCGCUAUAGGUUCGUAGAGGGAGUGAUUGGUUUCUAUUACAAGAGUGACUCAGAGGUCCGGGAAGACCAGGAACUACAGAACUGGAUCAAGGAUAUCUUUGACCAUGGCUUCCUGGCCCAAGAAUGCACAGGUGACUAUGUACAGGGUAAUAGGUGGGGUGUGGUAAUGACGUAUGGUGAAAUGCCUUGUUUUUAACAAUGUUUUUUGUGUCUGGACCGUAACUUCCCUGGCAUAACUCACAACUUCACGUAUGGUGAAAUGUCUUGUUUUUAACAAUGUUUUUUGUGUCUGGACCGUAACUUCCCUGGCAUAACUCACAACUUCCAUGGACUUGACUGUCUUAUUAGUAACAGUCCACCCAGCUCCCCUGGCAUAACUCCAUUCAUCGCACACCUCUUUCUCGGUUCUUACCUUUCUGUCCAGGAAUCCCUCAGUCUUUCUCCACUGUGCCAGAGGUCGUCAAGUUCGUCACCGUGGUGAUCUUCACCAGCUCAGGCCAACAUUCUGCUGUCAACUCUGGACAGGUGGGUGUAGCGUAGCCCGUAUACUUUUUUUUCAAGGGUUUUAUUCAGUGGUGUAAAGUACUUAAGUAAAAAUACUUUAAAGUACUACUUAAGUAGUUUUUUAGGUUAUCUGUACGUUACUUUACUAUUUAUAUUUCCCCCAACUUUUACUUUUACUUCACUACAUUCCUAAUGAAAAUAAUGUACUUUUUACUCCAUUCAUUUUCCCUGACACCCAAAAGUACUCGUUCGAUUUUGACAAAAAAAUGGUCCAAUUCACACACUUAUGAAGAGAACAUCCCUGGCGGACUCACUAAACACACAUGCUUUGUUUGUAAAUUAUGUCUGAGUGUUGGAGUGUGCUCCUGGCUAUCCAUCAAUAAAAAAUACAAAUAAAAUGGUGCCGUCUGGUUUUCUUAAUACAGGGAAUUAUAAAUGGUGUAUACUUUUACUUUUGAUACUUAAGUACAUUUGAGCAAUUCCAUUGACUUUUGAUACAUAACUAUAUUUAAAACCAAAUACUUUUAGACUUUUACUCAAGUAGUAUUUUACAGGGUGACUUACUUUUAUUUGAGUCAUUUUCUAUUAAAGUAUCUUUACUUUUACUCAAGUAUAACAAUUGAGUACUUUUUCUACCACUGGUGUUAUUAAGCUAAAUCUAAGCGCUACUGCCAUUAUCUGCCUCAUCUAUAAUUUAGGAAGAGACAUAUUUGUUAAAAUGUUGCAAGGUUUUGCAGUAUUCCUUGCCUCUAUCAUAUCAUCAUUUCAGAAUACCACCAUAUCGGACGUCAGUAAUAAUCAGUCAUUCUUCUUCAUGUUACAGUAUGACUAUGGUGGCUGGAUGCCCAACACCCCCAUCUCCCUGCAACAGCCACCUCCCACCACUAAGGGGCAGUCUACUGAGCGCACCAUGCUGGAGACCUUCCCAGAUGUCGGCACCACAGCACAGGGCAUGUCUACCAUGUGGCUCCUUAGCAAGCAAUCCAGUGACUUUGUGAGUCUGUCAUCUUUCAUGAUCUAUUAUCAAUGUAAUCUAGGCACAAAAUACUAUAUUUAGGUACAAAAUAUCCUAUUUACGUGUGCUUUUUAAUGUUAAUGAUAUUGUUACUAGCAAUAUUUCUCUAACUUCGAUUAUUCUCCAUAUGCAGGUGGCCCUUGGCCAGUACCCCGAAGAGCACUUCAACGAGGUACCACCCUGCAGGAUGAUCGAGAAAUUCCAGGCGGAGCUGAAAGUCUUCAGCGAGACCAUCAAUGCCAGGAACUCUGGGCUACCAGUGCCAUACACCUACAUGGACCCUGCUGUGGUGGAGAACAGCGUGGCCAUUUAGAUAAGUCAAGGGCCUAGACCAGGGUCCAGUUCAUUAGGCACUAAUUGGAAGAAAACCGUGGAACUACCUGGACUUUUCCAAUAAGAAAGGUUUAUUUUGGUUGUCCUUUGUGUAUCGUUUUAAAAAGUGUUUUUGUUGCGUGCCCUGAUGAACAAGACCCAGGCCUUGUAAUGAUUCUGGAGGCAUGCACCAGUAAACAUGCCGCACCUUCAAUCUAUAUAUUUUUUUAUUGAGCAUAACCAUUUUUUUUUGCUUCGCUAAACUAAUGUCCCAAUUCUAUCAGAUAAAGGGAAAUCGCACUGUGGGUUCAGUCAGAAUGUUAUCGCUGUAUCAUAAGUGUUAACUGUGUUAAACCAACACACACUUUCACAUGAUGUCCCUCUCACGGACAAAGAAAACUUGUUGACGUUAUUAUUACCUUUGUACGUGUUAAUAUAUGUUAAGAAAUACAGGGUCUUUCUUACAGAUUAAUUUCUGGUGCCAUAUAACUACGGACUACAGGGAUUGCUGGCAAAAAUGAGCACUCCUGCUAAAUGGUGUGACACUGAAAUGUUGAUUAACAGUAAACAAGUGUGAGAGAACAAUAGGUGUGACUCUCGUUUACAAUUUAAAGCUAAUAUUCUUUAUCUCCGGUCUUCUUGUGAUAUUUGCCUGCACCUCAUCUCAUUUUGGUUGAAGCGCUGUCGACCUCCCUCAUGUAUUAAAUAAAAAAAGACAUGCAUAAAACGAUGAGGAAAUGAUGAAUUUAUAUGAAUUCCAGAUAUUUUGUUUAACACAACUCUCAUUUCCUGAUUUUUUUAAGUCACCUUUUUCAUACCGACCUGAACCAAACUGGUUCCAGUGACAUAACCUGACC